Molecule: messenger RNA, 3787 nt
Organism: Drosophila serrata
Lineage: Eukaryota; Metazoa; Arthropoda; Insecta; Diptera; Drosophilidae
Gene: ttk
Product: zinc finger and BTB domain-containing protein ttk
Biological process (GO): regulation of transcription by RNA polymerase II
Cellular component (GO): nucleus
Molecular function (GO): protein binding
Source: RefSeq, a predicted model, not a curated record
UCCGCUCGUCCGUCCACAUCCACUUGCGUUUAUUUUUAUUUUCGCUUUGCGUUUCGCCAAAGAGAGCCAUGUGAAACGGGAGCAGAAAAAGGGGGGAAGAAGGCAGACACAAAUACCGCCCACUUGGACUCAAUCCUAUUUCCAUUACCAUUCCCAUAUAUUCCAUAUUCCCAGCUCAGUUCGUGUUUCGUGAUCAAAGCUUUCGGUUCGGCUUCGGAUCUCCUCGGCAGUCUUCGGGCCUCUCUUCGGGCAGCGCAUCGGUGCUCAGGACAAAAGCGGUGUUGUGGCGCAAGCUUUUGCGUUUCAGUUCUGAUUGGAGGUUCGUGCGCGGCGUUUCCUCAGCUAUUUUUGCAUUACAUUUGUUGCUGUUUUGCCUUUCUGCCUUUUUGUGCAAUUUCGCUUUUGGCUUCGUAUUCACCUUAUUUACCUUAAUUACGUGUAACCGACAAACAACAACAACAACCACACACAAUAACAACAAGUGGCCAAAGUGUUGCAAGCUUUUUUCGCCGAAGAAACCGCAAAACGGAUUACUAAGAAUCUUCCAAGAAUUGCACGCCCUGGAAUAUAUGUUUUAACGGCUGUCCCCGCUCAGAAUAAGUCUCACAGGGUCUCCAGGAGAAUCCCAGAGCAAAAGGACAAUCGAAGGACCCUAAAUGACCCCGAGUCGCGCAUGAGGACAUAGAUCGAGAUCGCAGCCUCUCACUUACUCACCCUGCUUCGCUCCUCCGCUAAGUGACGCAAACACGACGGCUUCCCAAUGAAGAUGGCAUCUCAACGCUUCUGCCUGCGGUGGAACAACCAUCAGAGCAACCUGCUGUCCGUCUUUGACCAGCUGCUCCACGCAGAAACCUUCACAGAUGUGACGCUGGCCGUCGAGGGGCAAUACCUGAAGGCACACAAGAUGGUGCUAUCCGCCUGCAGUCCGUACUUCAACGCCCUGUUCAUAAAUCAUCCGGAGAAGCAUCCGAUAGUCAUACUUAAGGAUGUGCCCUAUUCGGACAUGAAGUCCCUGCUGGACUUCAUGUACAGAGGCGAGGUCUCUGUGGACCAGGAGCGACUUACCGCAUUCCUGCGCGUGGCCGAGAGCCUGCGCAUCAAGGGCCUCACCGAGGUCAACGACGACAAGCCCUCGCCGGCAACGGGGGCCGGAGCUGGAGCUGCAGCGGGAACGGGUGCGGCUGGCUCCGAGAGCACACCCACUCCCCCGCAGCUGCAGCGCAUUCAGCCUUAUUUGGUGCCACAGCGGAAUCGUGCACAGGCCGGCGGUCUGCUGGCCAGUGCCGCUGCUGCCAAUGCUGGAAAUACGCCCACCCUGCCGGUGCAGCCAUCGCUGCUGAGCUCAGCCCUGAUGCCCAAGCGAAAAAGAGGCAGGCCACGUAAACUAUCGGGCAGCUCGAAUGGCACGGGGAAUGACUACGACGACUUUGAGCGCGAGAACAUGAUGAAUGACUCCGAUCUGGGCAAUGGCAAACUGGGCAACGAUUCCUACUCCGGCAACGAUGAUGGCUCCGAUGAUAAUCAGCAAGAUGCAGGCAAUACGGAUGACCUGAAUGAAAGUCGCGACUCUCUGCCCACGAAACGAUCAAAGAACGCCAAGGAUCACCGCAUUGUGAGCCACCACCACCAAGAGGACAACAGCACAACUUCCGUGACCACCAAUCAGGCGACUCCUGAGCUCUCCCAACGGCUUUUUGGCUCCACUUCGACCACAAUCUCUGCAGCUCCCAAGGCAUCUACCACCAGCAACACAUCUGUCCCGGAGCCACUUCCCCUGCUUGAGAUUAGCGACAACAGCGACUCGGCACCGGUGCACUUGCCCACUAUCUUGGGGCUAAAGAUAAGAGCCAUUAAUCCACCAAAUCCACCGACGCCGACUCCGCCCACGCAGACACCGCCACAAACGCCAUCGAAAUCGAAGCCGAAGACCAAGCAGGGCAGCGGCAACACGAACUCCUUGCUGAAGCAGCAGCUACGAGGUGGUGCCAAGGAUCCAGAGAUACCACUGGCCCCCAGACGAAUCACAGUGGCCGUUUCGCCCAACUCCACUCUCAGCAUCGAGGAGAAUGCCACCAAGGAGGUGGCGAGGGCAACCCAGGAGGAGGUCAAUGCCUGCAGUGGCCUGCAAUCGCUGGCCAAUGCUGCCGAACAGCAGGCGGCUCAGGUGCACCACCAGCUGCUCCUGCACAUGGCGGUAAAUAAUCCCAUGCUUAAACCCACCGAUUACUACCAGCAGCAGCAACAACAGCAGCAGCACCAGCAGCAGCAGGAGGCUUCUCCCUCCAGUGGUGGCCAGUUUAUGGACGAUGACAUGGACUUCCUCAUGCACGAACAGCCGUUGAAGGAUGACGAAGCCGAUCAUGAAAUGCUAACCUUGGCCGAUGAAAACGCUGGAUUACCCGGCUAUCAGGAUGAGCGCUCCAAGCACGACGAAGACUCGCCCGAGCCAGCACCGGUUCCUACUCCAAGGAGCGGCAAAAAGGGAGCCAAGCGACCCAUUCAACGACGACGAGUGCGCCGCAAGGCCCAGUCCACCCUGGAUGAUCAGGCCGAGCACUUGACGGAGAUGUCCGUGCGGGGAUUGGAUCUCUUCCGCUAUGCCAGUGUGGUGGAAGGUGUCUACCGGUGCACCGAAUGCGCCAAGGAGAACAUGCAGAAGACGUUCAAGAACAAGUACAGCUUCCAGCGGCAUGCCUUCCUCUACCACGAGGGCAAGCAUCGCAAGGUCUUCCCCUGCCCUGUCUGCUCCAAGGAGUUCUCGCGGCCAGACAAGAUGAAGAACCACCUGAAGAUGACGCACGAGAACUUUACGCCGCCCAAGGACAUCGGUGCAUUCAGUCCCCUGAAAUACUUGAUAAAUGCAGCGGCUGCCGGCGAUAUGCAUGCCUCAAUCGCCUAUCAGCAGCAGCAGGAACAGGAGCAGGCCCAUUACCAGAGGCAGUUGGUCGAACAGGAGCAGCAGCAGCAGCAGCAGCACAACGCCUCCUUUGACAACCAGGAGGAUAGCUCGCAACUUCUCCUGAUGCCGGAUGUGAAGCUCGAAGACCAAGAUGCUGACGAUGUUGGGCUCAACGAUGGCGGCGGCUACGAGGCCUCAUCGAAUCCAGAGGCCGCUGCUGCCGCCAUGCUAAGCCUGCAGCAAGAUGUCAUCAUUAAGAAUGAGAUACAGAUCUCGCCGUCGCCUUCGCCCACGCCCACCGUAACGCCGCAGCCGCCCAGCUCCUGCGCGGUGGCGGAGGGCAAGUCCUUGGCACUGGCCACCACCGCACAAACCGCAACGUAAAGACUUUGGCAACGCGCACAACGCAACGUUUUACCUUAAAGAAAAAGAAUGCGAGGUCUGAAACUGAAACUGUAGAAUACUUCAUAGAUACAUUUAGUUAUAGAUGAUAAGCGAUCGUGGCAGACUCAAAUCGGUUAGUUAAAUUUACUAGACUAAACUGAAUGGUAAACGCAUAAGCAAUAUUAUUAUAACUACCAACUAGUAAGUGCUCCGUCCAGCCUUUCACAAGCAAAACUAACUAACUAAUAAGUAAUAUUUAAUUUUUAGCUAGAAUAUAAUUUUAAAACGACGCACACACUAGGGAUGUUUCAUGAGAAAUUGACCAUCGAUCGAUAUUCUGUUUGAUUAUAUAGAUAUUUUAACGUUCGAUAUAACUACAUCCCUAGUACACAGUAAACUUUAAUGACUUUCGGCUUUAAUUAUAAACAAAUUUUUGACUGGCUCUCAGCAUGCGAGCGCUCUCUUUUAUAACCUUUUCCAUUUCUCUUUUAUUUGUGAUUUUGU